CUUCUGAAGCCCCGUCGGUUCAGGAUGGGAAACCACGCAGGCAAGCGGGAGCUGAGUGCUGAGAAGGGCAGUAAGGAUGGUGACGCCAGCAGAGGAGAGUCUGAGAAAAAGAGGACCCUUCGCGAAUUUUCCCGGGAGGCCUCGGAAGACAGUGACGUGUUUGGAGAGGCAGAUGUGGAGCAGAACAAUGAGACCCCCUCUCAGGACACAGCGGUGACAGACUCCAAGCGCACAGCGGACCCGAAGAAUGCCUGGCCAGACGCCAGCCCAGCUGACCCCGGGGGCCGCCCCCACUUGAUCCGCCUCUUCUCCCGAGAUGCCCCGGGCAGGGAGGACAACACCUUCAAAGACAGGCCCUCGGAGUCAGACGAACUCCAGACCAUCCAAGAAGACAGUGCAGCCGCUCCCGAGGGCCUGGAUGUGAUGGCGUCACAGAAAAGACCCUCCCAGCGGCACGGAUCCAAGUACCUGGCCUCCGCCAGCGCCAUGGACCACGCGCGGCACGGCUUCCUCCCUCGGCACAGAGACACCGGCUUCCUGGACUCCCUCGGGCGCUUCUUUGGAGGUGACAGGGGUGUGCCCAAGCGGGGCUCAGGCAAGGUACCCUGGCUCAAGCAGAGCAGGAACCCUCUCUCCCCUCAUGCCCGCAGCCAGCCCGGGCUGUGCAACAUGUACAAGGAUGCACACCAUGCGGCAAGAACCACCCACUACGGCUCCCUGCCCCAGAAGUCCCAGCAUGGCCGGCCGCAGGACGAGAACCCUGUAGUCCACUUCUUCAAGAACAUUGUGACACCUCGCACACCUCCUCCGUCGCAAGGAAAGGGGCGAGGAUUGUCCCUGAGCAGAUUUAGCUGGGUAGGUGACAAACGCCUGUUCACGUGGCUUCCCCCCUCUCUGGCCCUCUGGCCCCCCAACCUCCUCUCCCGCCAAGCCUGGCUUUCCCGCAGCUGCCUGCCGCUUUCUCCUCCAGGGAAAAAGAGGGGUGCCACGUGCCAGGUCCUCCCUUCCGGCCUCCUUGCCCCGCUUCUCCCCUGCCCCCCAGCAGCACCCCUGCCCAAGGGCUCCCCAGCCGGACUAUGUUUGAGGAAACCCCCAAUUUCCUCCCUACACAUGUGGGCCUGGGGCUGACUGACCCCCGACAUGGCCAGCGCCACCGCCAGAGGGUGACUUUUUGUUGAGGACGACGAUGAGCUGAGAGGAGAAGGCGCUCGCACCGCUCAUUCGGCUCAUGGCGGCCUAACCAACGCAGAAGCGUUGGGCUUGGUUCCCGUGUUAGUGGUAACGGAAGCUUCGCCAGCCCGCCAUCCGGGAAAACCUUAGGAAUUUCAGGCUUUUGAAUCCUGAGAACAAAGUUUUCAUGAAGAUUUAAGAAGGCACUUUGUUCCCUUUCUAGGUAUGAGUGGAAUUUGGUGUCUGAGCCAGCUUAAAAGGCCUACCAGUGUAUUCUAAUCAAACUUACAGACCUCAGUUACUAGCAAGUAUUAGCUACGGCU
Molecule: messenger RNA, 1493 nt
Organism: Hipposideros armiger (great roundleaf bat)
Lineage: Eukaryota; Metazoa; Chordata; Mammalia; Chiroptera; Hipposideridae
Gene: MBP
Product: myelin basic protein
Exons: 7
Coding region: 25-1128 (367 amino acids)
Biological process (GO): myelination
Cellular component (GO): compact myelin; cell periphery; internode region of axon
Molecular function (GO): structural constituent of myelin sheath
Source: RefSeq, a predicted model, not a curated record